Onychostruthus taczanowskii (white-rumped snowfinch) is the source of this 936-nucleotide messenger RNA. Its product is annotated as taste receptor type 2 member 40-like. Gene Ontology annotation, biological process: G protein-coupled receptor signaling pathway; detection of chemical stimulus involved in sensory perception of bitter taste; sensory perception of taste. Gene Ontology annotation, molecular function: G protein-coupled receptor activity; bitter taste receptor activity. Gene Ontology annotation, cellular component: membrane. The record is from RefSeq and is a predicted model, not a curated record. Lineage: Eukaryota; Metazoa; Chordata; Aves; Passeriformes; Passeridae.
AUGGUGACAUCAUUUGCUCUCCUUUGUCUACCAGUUGGUAUAAUUGAAUCCCUGGCAGGAAUUCUAGGAGAUGGAAUUAUCUUGGCUGCCAUUUCAACAAGCUGCAUUGGGAGCAAAACAUGGCCCCCAUAUGACAUGAUUGUGAUCUCACUGAGUUCAUCUAGAUUCAUUUUGCAGUCAGGGACUACACUGGAUUUCUUAAUAAGUCUAUCUUAUGAACCCUUUGUUUAUAAAGAAAAUGUGUUCGUAGUUUCCAAGACAAUUUUUACAUUUCUGAGCUACUGCAGCCUCUGGUUUGGAGCCUGGCUUAGUGUCUUCUAUUGUAUCAAGGUUGCCAGCUUUACACAGUCUUUCUUCAUCUGGCUGAAGCUAAGAAUUGCCAGGCUGGUGCCCUGGAUGCUGCUCAUAUCAUGGCUCUCCUCCUUCAUAACUGCAAUUUCCUUUGCCUGGGACGUCUACAGUGUGCAUGAGAACAUCACUGCUCCUUCAUCCAUGACAAAUUCUUCAUCAGUGAGAACCACAGGGGAUGACAGUUUGACUUUAUUGAUUUAUCUCUGGAAUACAAGUACAGCUUUGCCUUUAAUACUGUCUGUUGUUUCCAGUGUUCUGCUGAUUCGGUCUCUGUGGAUACACACCAGACGGAUGCAAAGUAAUGCAAGUGGCUUCAGGGAUCCCAGCUUAGAGACCCACAGGAAAGUCAUCAAGUCAGUCUGUUCCUUCUUUAUAUUCUACAUUACAUAUUUUAUUUGUUUGCUUCUCCUCUACUCCAGAGUUUUUUCACCUUUAAGUGAUAAGGAAUCCAUGUGUAGAGUUAUAUUGGCUGCCUGUCCUACAGGACACACAAUGGUUUUAAUUUGGAGCUAUCCCAAAUUUCAAGAGCUGCCAGCUAGGAUGUGGCACCACACUAAAUGUCCUGUCAGAACUAUAUCAAUGUAA